UUUUAGUAAGCAUCAAUCAUAUCCCUUUUUGUCACACGCGUCCAACCAACCAAAAUAUAUAAAUAGGCACACCACCAAAAAGCUCUUCCAUUUGUUACUAUUUGCCAUCUCCUUUUCCUUCCCCUACGUGCACUUUCAGAUUCCCCAUUACUUUCUCUUUUUUUCUCCCCUUCAUAUUCUCGCCCCUUGAAAUUUCCAAAUACCUCAACAAUAUUUCUUUCAGCUCAACUCAAUCCUUGUCCCAAUCCUCACAUCCUCGUUUUCUCCGCAAAAGGGCCUUUACAAUUUUCAUUAUUGUAGUUUUAUUUUUGCAAAUAUUCCUUUUUUAUUUCCCCCCUUUUUUUCUUGAGUCCCCUAAACUGGUCCAAGCUUGAAUUGCUCAUAACAUAUUAAUAUUGAGAUUUGUUUUGUGCAUGUUUAUGUUUUGAUGGCCACUUCAAGUGGGACUUACAAAGAGGGGAAUUGUAAUAAUUAUAAUCUGCAGGGGAAUGUUUCUGUGUCUGGUUCUUACAGUGGAGCCUCUGUGCAUGGAGAGUGGGGUGUGCCAACUUUUCAGCACCAGAAAACUAUUUCUAUGGAUUGGACUCAUGAAGAACAAGCCAUAUUGGAGGAGGGUUUGUGCAAAUAUGCCUCCGAGACAAGCAUUGUCCGAUAUGCAAAAAUUGCCGUGCUGCUAAAAAAUAAGACCGUACGUGAUGUGGCACUGCGCUGUAGAUGGAUGACCAAGAAAGAUAUUUGCAAGAGAAGGAAAGAGGACUUCAACGCUCGGAAAAUCAAAGACAGAAAAGAAAAGGUUAUUGAAUCCUUGGCAAAGCCUUCUCGUUUGGGGAUGCAGUCGGGUUUAUCUCAUGCUCCUGGAAUGGUUUCCAAUUUCAAUGAUGACAUCAUCUCAUACAAUGAUGUUGGUGGAGCCACCCGUCAGCUGCUGCAGCAAAAUGCUUGGGCUUUUAAACAGAUAUCCACAAAUCUUGCCACUCAUCAAAUGCAUGAAAACAUUUGUCUUCUUAGCCAAGCUCGAGACAACAUAUUCAAAAUAUUGAGCAACUUGAACGAGAUGGGCCCCACGAUGAAGAAAAUGCCUCCGCUUCCACAGGUGAAUGAAGAGCUAGCCAACACCAUUCUUCUCCCCACAGCUUUCCAAAUACAAUGAUAGCACUUUUUGUAGAUUGUUGCUGAUUUGCCCGACUUCAAAAGUAAAUUUACUGAUAGUCCAAAUAACAAGUAUUUGUUAGAUGAUAACUAGCCAACUUUCUCGGGCAGCGUAUGUUCGAAUUUCAAGCUAUUGUUAUUUUCUAGAAAUUUGGUGGGAGAAUUUUUUUUUUUUUUUUUUAACCUCAAGUCCUGAAAUCCUUAGUUAAUUUCAUAGCAAAGUGACAUAUGGGACUAGCAUUUGACUGUGUAUUAUAUCAGCUACUGAAACAAUAUUACAACCAGGAAAAAAGAAAGUAUAUCCAUUUUGUAUUUUGGAAGUUUG
Messenger RNA from Striga asiatica, 1474 nucleotides. The record is from the annotation of a GenBank genome assembly. Lineage: Eukaryota; Viridiplantae; Streptophyta; Magnoliopsida; Lamiales; Orobanchaceae.